Oncorhynchus tshawytscha (Chinook salmon) is the source of this 1803-nucleotide messenger RNA. RefSeq names its product chromatin target of PRMT1 protein. The record is from RefSeq and is a predicted model, not a curated record. The coding region runs from base 296 to 1042 and encodes 248 amino acids. Lineage: Eukaryota; Metazoa; Chordata; Actinopteri; Salmoniformes; Salmonidae. The transcript has 7 exons.
GAGUCGCUUCAUUACCAUACUCUCUGGACACCUCUACCCGAUAGCAUAAUACAUCCGUACCUUCUGCACAUGUGAUACUUUACACACACAUGUUUGUACAUAUCUCCGGUAGCUCCAUUGCUGCUUAGCCCUCUGUUCCUCAAUUCCACUGUCAUGCAGCAAAAUAUAUGGGUACCGUUUUGAAAUCUUACUUGGUGCAUCUUUGGUGUGGUCAGUCAAGAGGGGGAGGCUAACCAAUUUUUUUGCUAGCAUCUUCCCCAUCUGCCAGUGCUGUUCUUUAAAUGUCUCCACAGGAAUGUAUCAGCAAACAGACGCAAUGACUUCACCAACAGAGAAAAUCGUGCUGAAAAGCACAUCAACAAUUUCCCUCAACGAUCGCUUCACCACCAUGCUGAACAACAAGCAGCUGGAGCCAGUGGCUGUACGAGUCAACAUGCAGCAGCAGCAAGUGGCCAGUGUCCGCAACAGGAGACUGGCUCUGCAGAUGGAGAACAGGACCUCUGUGCAGGCUGCCCUGCAGCCCAAGAGCCUGAAGCAGCGCCUGGGGAAGGGCGAUGUCCUGGCAAGGCUAAGUCGGCCCAUGGGGACCCUGAUGCGGGGGGCCACCAGAAGCCAAGGGUUUGCUGUAAGGGGACUGCAAGGAAUGCAUCGAGGAGGUUUCGGAGUGUGUGGAAACAACAGAAAGGGCUUUUUCAGAGGUGGCUAUGCUUUCAGAGGUGUGAAUCAGAUGCAUGCCCGGGGAGGGGUGACUAAGCUUAGGUUUUGUCAGGGCUUGAGGUUGCAAGGUGGCCAGCUGAACAAUGCUGGAGUGCUGGUUAGCUGCGGAGCCAGGAAUGAACUGGGCCUGAGAGGAAGAGGCAGAGGAGCUGGUCUGGGCCUGCGGGGCCGGGGAUGGUUCCGAAGCAUGGGCAAACCUGAAAAAAUCCCCACCAAAGAGGAGCUGGACAACCAACUAGACAACUACAUGUCAAUGACCAAGAGCCACCUAGACGCAGAGCUGGAUUCCUACAUGGCCAUGGCAGGCUCCGACUACAUGGAGUAGAACCCUGCUGGAAGACUGGUAGGCAGCAUCAACAAAUGCACUGAGGCUGUCCAGGGGUGAUUCAUUAGUAGAACUACCCCUCACUGGAAACAGAUGGAUGUGACAACCAGGGUCUCUGGCGUACUCAGAACUAUUUGUGAACAAAUAUGUGGUGGUACACACACAAGCCCAGAAGCCUGUGUUAUGUGGCUGAAUUGGAGCUCUCUAGAGUCAUACUUGAACUGUUAUGUUCUUUUCAUCAUUUAUUCAUUUAUAAGCUUAGCUCCGUGCUGAGCAGGGUGGGUUAAAACAUUGCCUAAGAAAGAAGUAUGAAGGUCUGCAGGACUUGUCUAAGAAAAUAAUUACUUGUUCAGUAAAAUCACAAGCCAACCAAUUCUCUUUGCUCAGGUACAUUGUGGGUUUGUCCAAGACACUUCACACUAUAGAUGUACACUAUAGAUUAUAGAUGUCAUGUUUUUGCUACAAUGUUACUUUCAAAACUGAGUUUAUUUUUUUAUUGUGUCAUUUAUUUGUGACAGACUGUAUUGUAUGUACCUCAGCUAGCCAGGUUUGGCUGCAUUGUGGAUUUAUAUAGGAAUGUUGAUUUUAUUUAGCUGAGAGAAAUUGCCACCAUUUGUAGUAAGAGGACUAGUUAUCCAACCAGUUCCUGUCAGAGAAUGUUUUUUUUUUUUUGAGAAUGAAUGGUCCAACUGUUACAAAUAUUCUUAAGAGUUUUGAUAUGCUCAACAUUGUUUUAAUAAAAAUAUUUAAAGCUGUUGCUA